Messenger RNA from Nanorana parkeri, 1532 nucleotides. RefSeq names its product cytochrome P450 2K1-like. Gene Ontology annotation, molecular function: oxidoreductase activity, acting on paired donors, with incorporation or reduction of molecular oxygen, reduced flavin or flavoprotein as one donor, and incorporation of one atom of oxygen; heme binding; iron ion binding. NCBI's taxonomy places the organism in Eukaryota, Metazoa, Chordata, Amphibia, Anura, Dicroglossidae. Gene Ontology annotation, cellular component: cytoplasm; intracellular membrane-bounded organelle. The record is from RefSeq and is a predicted model, not a curated record. The transcript is spliced from 9 exons. Gene Ontology annotation, biological process: xenobiotic metabolic process. The coding region runs from base 12 to 1496 and encodes 494 amino acids.
UAACCACAGCCAUGGAGCUCAUCUUCCCUGCACUGCUGACACUUGUAGCUGCUUUCAUAAUUCUCUACCUAUGUUCCUUCAUUACUAACUACAUUACAACUCCCAGGAACUUUCCUCCAGGACCCCGGCCUCUGCCAUUCAUUGGGAAUCUGCACAUUAUCAACCUCAAGAGACCCUACUUGACUUUGAUAGAGCUUUCCAAAGCCUAUGGCUCGGUAUUCACCAUUCAGAUGGGAAUGAGGAAAAUGGUGGUGCUGACUGGAUAUGAGGCUGUGAAGAAUGCUCUGGUCGGGCACGCUGAGGAGUUUGGUGAAAGAGCGUCCAUUCCAGUGUUUGAAAAAAUAGAUAGCGGAAUGGGUGUCAUAUUCGCGCACGGUGAAAGCUGGAAAGCCAUGAGAAGAUUUACUAUCGGCACAUUACGUGAUUUUGGAAUGGGGAAAAGCACCGUAGAAGACAAGAUUCUGGAAGAAAUCGAUCAUUUGGUGCAGAAGUUCCAGACCUUUCAAGGGAAACCCUUUGACAACUCUCAGAGUAUAAACGCAGCAGUCGGAAACAUCAUCGUGUCUAUUGUCCUUGGACAUCGCAUGGAUUACGGAGACCCCACCUUUAGGAGACUUCUGAGGCUGACAAAUGAGAACAUUCAGCUUGCUGGAUCACCGACGGUUUCAAUGUACAAUAUGUUUCCGGGCCUGGUCGGCCUGUUUCCUGGGAGUCAUAAAACAAUUCUUAGCAACAUUGCAGAAAUAAAUGAGUUUAUUACAAAGACGUUUGUCAACCAUCUGAAGGAGCUGGAUGUGGAUGAUCAGAGGAGCUACAUUGAUGCCUUCCUUGUGAAACAAAAAGAGGAGGAAAAUAAUGCUGGCACGCACUUUCACAAUAGAAACCUCUUAAGUAGUGUGAGAAAUUUGUUUUCCGCUGGAAUGGAAACUACAGCGACCACCAUCCGCUGGGGUCUUCUUCUCAUGACAAAAUUUCCAGAAAUUCAAGAAAAAGUACAAAGUGAAAUUGCAAAAGUGAUCGGCACCAUGCAACCUCAAUACAACCAUCGCCACCAAAUGCCUUACGCCAACGCUGUUCUUCACGAGAUCCAGAGAUUUGCAAAUAUAGUGCCGAUGAACCUGCCCCAUCAGACAACUAAGGACGUCCAAUUUAUGGGCUACUUUAUUCCAAAAGGUACCUACAUUAUCCCUCUUCUUGCAUCUGUCCUCUAUGACAAGACUCAGUUUGCAGAGCCUUAUGUAUUUAAUCCUCAACAUUUCCUGGACUCGGAGGGGAAGUUUCAGAAGAAAGAUGCCUUCAUGCCGUUUUCAGCAGGUCGACGGAUAUGUGCUGGAGAAACCCUUGCAAAAAUGGAGCUGUUUCUUUUUUUCACAACUCUUCUGCAAAAACUUACAUUCCAGAAGCCUCCGGAGGUUCAUGAUGUGGAUCUAACACCAGCUGUUGGACUGACCACUCCACCAAUGCCUCAUAAGAUUUGUGCUAUUGAACGAUUUUAACGUACCAGAACAGACUGAAAAUGUGAUCCAUGGGCU